Nylanderia fulva is the source of this 6566-nucleotide messenger RNA. NCBI's taxonomy places the organism in Eukaryota, Metazoa, Arthropoda, Insecta, Hymenoptera, Formicidae. The record is from RefSeq and is a predicted model, not a curated record.
CGUCAGCAAUUGUAUAUCCGGAUCCAUGGGCAUUAUAUUGGGCCUCACAUUUGCUCGAACAACGAAACUUAUUUUGAACAAUAUCUCUCUGGUAUUAGUUUUCUCGAAUCGUGUUUGCGUUAAACAGUUUAAAUUUUUUUGUUAAACAAAAAGUGUGUUGCUUGAAAUUUUACGUUUACACGUGUUUAUUAAAAAGUUCACGAAGAAAUAUGGGCGAGUACAUGAAUACAUAUAUUUUUGACAAAAGUUUUGACGAAAGAUUGUAUGAAUAUAAGUGCAUCCUUUCCGAGCCGAGAAGAGUGAUGCCCCCGAAUAUUCGUGCAGAAUGGGCUUACGACCUGGAGACGGUUAUGGAGAAGGCUGGUUGGGAAGCAUUGUGGAAAAUAUCCCGUUCAACGUGCGAAUAUUAUAACAUUCCUUAUCCGGUGAUAGUUCUCGUGAAGGUAUUGGGAAUGGAUUUUCCCAAAUUAAAUGCCAUUGUGAAAAUCAACGCUGUUCUGGACGAUGAUAUUCAUCUGCCUGACAAACACGAUGUACCAUUGAUAGAAUUGUUUCCCACUGUCACUCAGAAAAAUAAAACCUUGGAUAUAGAAGGUACUGCACAUUGCGUGGAUCGAUUUCGCUUUUUCUAUAAUAAUUUAUGGAUGCCUUGGGACGAGGAUGAGGAUGAUGAUAUUAUUUGGGUAAAACAUCACUUGGAAUCGAGGCUUAAGUUGUAUUACGAUAUAAAAAACAAAGUUAUUAAUGAAGAAACAUGUGAAAUUAUCAGAUCAUUAAUUAAAGAGGCAAGAGAACUAAAGAAGAAGAUUUUAAAAUAUGAGGCUUUAUUGCCUGAAGAUUUACAUGAAGAAGAAAUAUCCAAAGAGUUAGCAAAAGAAGCAUGCGAAUUGAUGAAGUUACAUUUUCGACUUCAGCAAAUUAAAGCAGAAAUGGACCUUUUAGAAAAUCCUUCAUUGAGGAAGUUACUAGGGCAUAAUCAAUACUUUAAUAAAAAAGAAAAGUACAAUGAUUGCAAGAAUGAAAAAAAUAUAUAUUACUUUGUGUGGCUUGGUGGUGCUGCAAAAGAAUUACAAGAACUUUCUGUUAAAAUUCAAACAAUGUUACCUGAAGAUGUACCUGUUAAAAUUUCUGGAUGUCUUGAUGAUGCUUUGGACAUAAUUGAAAGAGGUGAUACUGUUCUACUAGGUGAAGGGUGUCAUUCUGUCAAGCAUUAUAAUGAAUUACAAAAAGGAGGAAAAAUCAUAGGACUUUGUAAUAUGGAAAAUACUAUCCUCAGUCCAAUCGAGUCAGAUGUGUCAUCAGCUUUGUUUGAUUUUUCUGGUACUGAGGUCUUAUUGAAAAAUAUCUGUAUCGAUUUGGGAACACUUCAAGCAGGCAUAAUUGUCAGAAAAGAUUGUACUGUCAUUGUAACUGAUUGUAGAAUACGUGUCUCUAACAUUCCAAGUAAUAUCAAAUGGGGUACAGUAGUUAUGCCAGGUGCAAAAUUAAUAUUUGAGAAUACAGUUUUCCAAGGAUUAGGAACUGUUGUGGUUAUUUAUACAACUGGUGAAGUUAUCAUGAAUAAAUGCCGCUUUGAAAAUUGUUACGAGGGCAUACGGCUCUGUGAUAAUGCCAUAUUUAAGGCCACCAAUUGUUCCUUUGAGAAUAUUAAAUAUCCUAUAAUGAUGGAAACUGAGAAAGUAACCAAUUCGAAAAGUAUAGAAGUAGGAAGUGAAUCGGCUAACAUGUUUCUGGAAAAAAUAAUUUUAAAUGAAUCAUAUUCUCGCAAUCGUGUAUCUGAAUUGCUACUUCGACGAGUCGCGAACGGUCGCGUAAACGCGAUUAUUAAGACCGAGUGCACGCGCGUACCAGUGUCGGACACGUCUAUCGACAUGGUGGAGACAACCACGCCGAUCCAAGCCGCCGAUGGACAAACGCAAUUCGGUAACGCCCGUCACCUCGAUCCGUCCGACUGCAUCUUUGUCUUCAAAAAUACCCUGUCGGAUUACGAGGAGCCGCCGUCCGACGAGGAGCUGGUCGAUUUGAAACCUUUGCGGGAGGCGACGGUCGCGGUACCCGCGCCGAAGAUCACCGAGAAGCGAAAAGCCGAAGACGCCGACGCCAGCAAGGAUCUGAAGAAGGCGAAAUUGGAAACGAAAGCGCUGAAAGCGAAGAGGCCAGGAUUCACGGACGAGCGGUACAACGAGACCAGUUAUUACGUCGAGCACGGUCUCCGUAAAGUGUACCCGUAUUACUUCACCUUCACGACAUUCACGAAAGGUCGAUGGGUCGGCGAGAAGAUCCUGGAGGUCUUCGCGAGGGAGUUUCGCGCCCAUCCAGCCGAGGAAUACGAGAGAUGCAUCCGCGCCGGCACGCUGACGGUCAACUAUCAGAAGGUGGACGUCGAUUACAGGUUGCGGCACAACGAUCUCCUGGCUAACGUCGUUCACAGACACGAGGUGCCUGUCACCUCGGAGCCGAUCACGGUGAUACACAUGGACGAGGACGUCGUCGUGGUCAACAAGCCCGCCUCCAUCCCUGUGCAUCCGUGCGGCCGUUACCGGCACAACACCGUGGUCUUCAUCCUGGCGAAGGAGUACAACUUGAAAAACCUCAGGACCAUUCACAGGCUGGACCGGCUGACCAGCGGUAUUCUCCUGUUCGGUAGAACGCCGAAGAAGGCGAGGCAGAUGGAGCACCAAAUAAGAAAUCGGCAGGUCCACAAGCAAUAUGUGUGCCGAGUAGAGGGUGAAUUCCCGGGUGAAGAGGAGGUGACCUGUUCGGAACCAAUCGAGGUGGUUUCCUACAAGAUCGGCGUCUGCAAGGUCUCAGAGAAGGGCAAGGACUGCGUCACCCGUUUCAAGCGUCUCAGUUACAACGGCAAAUCGUCCGUGGUUCUGUGCAAGCCGCAAACCGGCCGCAUGCACCAGAUCCGCGUCCACCUGCAGUACCUCGGCUAUCCUGUGGUGAAUGAUCCGCUGUACAAUCACGUGGUAUUCGGUCCGCACAAGGGUAAGGGCGGUAACAUCGGCAAGACCGACGAGGAGCUCGUCCGUGAUCUAAUCAGUAUCCAUAACGCCGAGAAUUGGCUCGGCAUGGACGGCGACUCCGACAUGAGUUUGUUCAAGCCGAAGCUGGAGCUGGAGGAACGGGUCCUGGGUACCGGCAGCGACAAGGAUAACGGCUCGUCGCCAUCGUCGACUCCAGGUCUGGUCGAGGACGAGCAACAGCAACCGCAACAGCAGCCGCAGCAGCAGGAAUCCCUUAAAGUCACCGUAGGAACGCAGACGGGCUCGGAACCGCCGGAUUCCACCUUCGCCAACGACAAGGUCACCGUCGAUCCGCACUGCUACGAGUGCAAAGUCAAGUACAGGGACCCGAAGCCGUCGGAUCUGGUGAUGUAUCUGCACGCGUGGCGCUACUGCGGCCCGGGAUGGGAAUACGAGACACCGUUGCCUGCGUGGGCGGCGAGCGAUUGGGCCGGCGACGAUCGAUAGUUCGUACGACGUGAUCGAGGAUGAUCUUGUCGAUCGCCGUCGUCGUCGAGUCUCGAAUCCCCUUUUGAGAUAUCCUUACCCCGUGCCUUCCAUCCGCCAACGAGCGAUCUUUUGACCAUUGUACACGAAUACUGAACACUUACACACACAUACACACGCGCACACACACAUACACGCAGGCAGACACGUACAUACAUGCGAUAAACAAAGAUGCAAUAUCCCCGUAACCCGGCCGUCAGAUUUCUCGAGGCUGCGAUCCGAGAGAAAUGGGAUUGCUGGAACAAUCUCGUCGCUCGAUUUGCAUUUCUGCGAUUUCUCGCCGUCGAUAUGUAAGUGACAACUCGACGCAUUAUUAUGACGUACCUGGAAGAGCGGAAGCAAUUUUCGCGCGCAGAAAUGUAUGUUCUAUUCACUAUAGUUUGCACGCGCGCGUUCUCAUUUCGUUAUUCUGGCAGAGUCCCGUCGCUUGCGCGAAUUCCACAUGCGGACGAAUUUUGCGCGGGAAACGAUCCGAGACGAUGAUGCUAUAUUAUGCGAAUUAAUCAUAGCGACAAAAGACACCAUUGUACAUCGGCCCUUUAAUGCUGUCCUGAUUUUGCGAGCCAAAUAAUAAAUCAGAGCAUCAUUAUUGCUAUUUUUAUCCUGUACCUCGGCGCCUAUUUCGGGUUUUACACAAUCACAUUUCUCUUGCGUGAACAAACUUGGGACGCGUCGUAUUUGUAAUUGCAGCGCAAAGUCACGCCAGUGAGAGAUGUAAUAAAGCGCAACGAUUGUUCCUAGGAUCGUUUCUCUCUGUAUCAGCUUUUGAAGAAGACCUUUGCACGGUCAAUCGAUCAAAUGUUUGCAAGUCGCAGGACUUCGUUGUAACUUACAAAAGUAAUGACGUUUCUAGAGUAAUCCUUUUUUUUUAUCAGAGAUAUAUUGUAACAAAAAAAAUAUAUAGAUGAUAUAUCUGUGAUUAUAUUAAUGCGAUAUCUAUUGACCAAAACGUUUUAAGGAUCAAGACCACGAUUGCGAGGCGACAAAGGCUAAAGAUAAUUUUCUCUUAAUUUUUAAUAUAGUGAAAAAAAAUAUAGAUAAUUGAAUAAAAUUCUUCAUUCAAUAUAUCGUAAUUCGAACGCAACUCUGUAUAGCAGCGUAUCGCGCGCGGAAAUCGUACAUAAAAAAUCACUUAUGCGAAUGCUGUAUAAGCAGACUGAGACAAAUGUAUGUAUUCUGUAAAAAACAAAAACAAAAAAACGCGACAGUUUCAACGCUUUUAUGCGCAGCGGCGGUCAAAAAGUCACUGCCACUGGAACGCGAGACACCCCUAAUACGCGACAGAGAAGAUUGAUGCAUCUGUCGGAGGUGGGAUGCCGAUGGAUCGUAUCGUUUGUCUUGAUUUAUGACGUACACAGAAACGUAGAAAGGCUCGCGGUCUCUCCUCUUCUAUUUUCUACGAGCGACGAGAGUCGCCCGGCAACUAUUACUCUCCGAUCUUACGGGACAUUUUGAUUCACGAGAGAUACCGCUCGAUCCAUUUCUCAAAAUUCCGUGCUCUUUGCAGAAGCGCAACAUCGUCUUAUCAUCCAAGAAUAAACGACAGCCCCGGAGAAUAAAUAUCCGAGUAUAUAUGUUUCGAUCGCGCGUGAGAGAGGGUCGCGACGUUCCCGGGAGAGAGAGAGAGAGAGAAAGAGAGGAGCGUAUACUCGGGGUAAAAUGAUCAUCGCCGGAUUUGACCUCGGGAUUGACUUCGGAGGAACGGAACCGAAGUUGAACCGGUGAUAUCGGUUAUAUUCGCGGCGGCUGCUGUUGCUUUUGGCAUCGAACCACUUCGGCACUUUCAGCCUGACAGAAGUCAGCUAACUUGGCGAUAAAUUUAUCUCCGCGCUUCGACGACUCGUCUCUCUCUCUGGAACAAUUUCAACGAAGCCCUGCGAUUUCCGCGUUUACUAUCGUAUAUACAAUAUUUUAGUGGUAUAUCGCUAAUAUACUCGUGGCGUGAGAAAAUGAGAUCCCGUAGUACAUAAAUGUGAAUCGUGAAUCGAGAAGACGAGUGGAAAUAAAUAACGUCGGUAUCAAUCGUGCAUUAUAUAAUACUAUUAGAGGAACUCUCCGAUCGCGGUUAUCGUGAUCGUCAAUUUCAAGCUCGUCCGUAAAUUUCGAAGGAUAUCACGUCGCAUAAAUACGGAUCGUAUUCUCGAAACCAGGGAAAUGUAAUGGUUGCGAGUAAUUAGCAUCAUUUCCUACCUAUAUACACAUCGCGUCGACGAUGAGAGAAACCUGCGUAUCUCAUUUAACGAACAGUAUAGUGAUUCUCAUUCACGUUUUCGCAUGGUUUCGAGAAUAGACGUCUAGGAAAUAGGACGACUUGAGGAAAAGGAGAUGGAAUUGUAAUUUCCUCCUGUUUAGAACAGGAAGAUAGAGGAUUGACGUAUGGUAACCGCGACAGAGAGGCGCGCGUCUAUUUUUAUGACAGAUAUACGUAUUAACGCGAAACUCUGGAUGCGAGUCUAGCGGCAGGAGUCUUCAACAAUAAGCGUGAUCUUGCCGAAAGACAGCCAAUGAUCAUGCCAAAGAGCGAGCGACCAGCGAGCUUUUUAAUCAUAUCGUGCAUAAUGUACCUUUCCUGCGAGAACCUUCUCGAGAAGAUGAAGAAGAAGAAGAGAGAAAAGGGCGGAAAGACAAAGCGUUUCACAAGUACAAUUCAAAAGCGAGUGAAAUGCGAGAGUGCUAUAAUUUUAUUUUAUUAUUAUAUUAUUACGAGUCACGUGUUCUCGAUUGAUACCGAUAUGUGUGUGUGUGUGUGUAUACACACAUAUACAAUGUGUUUCGAAGCGAAUAGAGCUGAUAAAUUUUGUGGGUUUGGUAAAUCAGCCACGAAUGCCACGAAUCUAUUUAACUUCGUUACUAUCGAGACAUCGAAAGUUUAAUAAGUCAAAGUUACAUAUUCGAACUUUAUAAUUUACUCUGUAAUUUCUUCUUAAUGCGAUCAAUUUUACAUUAUAUUCUUUGCUUAAAAUCAAUACACUGGCAAAGUUGAUCGGUUUCGCUUCGGAACACUAUGUAUGUAUGUAUGUAUGUAUGUAUGUGUGUGUGUGCGUGUGUGUG